UGUUAUGGAUCGUAUAUGACAUGUGUUAAUUUCCAGAUUACCCAGCGUGUGCAUGUAAAGCACGAAUUUUCAUGUUAUAGCAGGAAUUUAUGGCAAGCGCAAUUUCCUUGUUUUUUAAAUCCUGCGAGGGGAGACGUGAUAAAAUGUUGCUCAAAACAAGCGGCUCUCUAUAGUGUAUAUGCUAGCCGUUGGAGAAGCAACAUCGAGGAGCUCUCAAGAAAAUAUCAAGCUAUAAUACUUGUGACGUAUAGAAAGAAAUUUCCGAAAAUGAUGCUCAAGACACUCAUCGCUAUCUCAGUAAUCAGUUUUACUGCCGCAGCAUCCUUCAAUGAGGAGAACUCUUGGUUAACCAAUCAAGAAAAUGAUGAUGUGAUUUUCACGAGAGAUAAAAAAGGGUCUGGCAAUUGCUGUAGACGUACAGGUUAUAACUUUGUAACAUACGAUAAAGCAGGUGGUUCACGAAAAGGGGAAUGCAUGAAAUAUUUAGAUGAAAUUAAAUCUGCUUCAUGCCGAAAAACAAUCGACAAAAUUCUUAACAAGCAUGGCGGAAGCUCCAUAUGCCGUGUCGGUAACAGUAAAGUGGUUUUAUUGGAGGGAAAAAUUUACAAGACCAUGAACACUCUAUCGGAAUGUCCGCAUUACGGAUAAAUUUUAUUAAUUUGUAUGUGAGGAAUGAAGACUAAUUCAUUGAGUCGCUGGAUUCCUUUUACGCUAAAUAUUUACUGAACUGUUACUAAUAUAGCUUAAUUACCAGCCAUUGUGAUAUCUACAUAUAUAUGCAUGCUGUCAAACAUUUCAAUAUAUAUUUGUGUGUUCUUUGAUAAAAACAAGCAGGAUUGUACUUUGUAGUAUUGAGGGUCGAAACUAGUUGCGAUCAUUGAGAGAAUGAAGGUAUAUUCAUAUAUUCGUUCUGCCCGACAGAUUGUUUUGUGCGAUCAUCGCGCUAAUUCCAGAUCUGGUUCGUAUAUAACCUUGUUAUAUUCAUGGGGAAAUAAAUAAUUUUGACAU
This is a messenger RNA of Dendronephthya gigantea, 1008 nucleotides long. RefSeq lists its product as uncharacterized. The transcript has 5 exons. The coding region runs from base 16 to 648 and encodes 210 amino acids. The record is from RefSeq and is a predicted model, not a curated record. Lineage: Eukaryota; Metazoa; Cnidaria; Anthozoa; Malacalcyonacea; Nephtheidae.